Molecule: messenger RNA, 615 nt
Organism: Suricata suricatta (meerkat)
Lineage: Eukaryota; Metazoa; Chordata; Mammalia; Carnivora; Herpestidae
Product: keratin-associated protein 9-7-like
Exons: 1
Coding region: 1-615 (204 amino acids)
Cellular component (GO): keratin filament
Source: RefSeq, a predicted model, not a curated record
AUGACCCAGUCGUGCUGCUCCCCUUGCUGCCAGCCUACGUGCUGCUGCAGGACCACCUGCUGCCGGACCACCUGCUGCCAGCCCACAUGCUGCGGGUCUAGUGGCUGUGGGUCCAGCUGCUGCCAGCCCACAUGCUGCGGGUCUAGCGGCUGUGGGUCCAGCUGCUGCCAGCCUUGCUGCCGCCCCACCUGCUGUCAGACCACCUGCUGCAGGACUACCUGCUGCCAGCCAAGUUGCUGCGAGUCCAGUGGCUGUGGACAAAACUGCUGUGGGUCCAGCUGCUGCCAGCCCAGCUGCUGUGAGUCCAGCUGCUGCCAGCCUUGCUGCCGCCCCACCUGCUGUCAGAUCACCUGCUGCAGGACCACCUGCUGCCAGCCCAGCUGCUGCGAGUCCAGUGGCUGUGGACAGAGCUGCUGUGGGUCUAGCGGCUGUGGGUCCAGCUGCUGUGGGUCUAGUGGCUGUGGACAAAACUGCUGUGGCUCCAGCUCCUGCCAGCCCAUUUUCUGUACACCUGUGUACUGCACGAGAACCUGCUACCACCCCACCUGCUGCUGCCUGCCUGGGUGCCUAGCCCAGGGCUGUGGGUCCAGCUGCUGCCAGCCUUCCUGCUGCUGA